GAGGGAGGACAGAGAGCCGCAGCCCCCGCUUGGCUCCAUUCCCUUCGGCGAAGGCGAGGCGAGCGGGCGCGCCUUCCCUUCCUUCCUUCCUUCCUCCCUCAGCAUGGCUCGGGCUGCUUGAGCCGCUUCGGAGGAGGGAAGAUGCUGCUGGGAAGGCAGACCCCGCCGCCGCCGCCGCCUCCUCCUCCUUCUUCGCAGCCGCGGCUGUCCGGCUGGGACCGGGGCCGGGUCAGCGAGAGACUGCAAGCCGCCUUGGCCGGCCUCCAGGAGCUGCAGGUGCUGCGGGAGAAGCAGCGGGCGCGGGUCCGGGCGGCCUUGGCCAUGCGGCCCGAGGAGAGCAAGGAGCAGCGCCUGGAAGCCACCCUCACCGCCCUCAAGGAGCAGCUGUCACGUCUGAGGAGGCAAGAUGUUGGACUGAAAAGCCAUUUGGAUCAGCUGGACCAACAAAUUAGUGAACUGAAGCUGGAUGUAGGCAAGACAUCCAUUGAGUAUCUUGACAGUGACAGCAGACCUAGUUCAGGUUUUUAUGAACUCAGUGAUGCUGGCUCCUGUUCUUUAUCCAAUUCAUGUACAUCAGUCUUCAGUGAAUCCAUCUCUUCCUCCCAUGCCAGUCUAUUGACAAAUCCUUCUCAGCAUCCCAAAACUCGUCUCAGCAUCAUUGAUUACCGUCCCAAAUCUGCAGAUGAAACCACAGUACACAACCAGUUCCAACAGCAGGGAGCCUAUACUAACGAUGGAUGCCGAAUCAAAGCUUGCCCUGAUGUUUUAGGAUCUCCUACCAAGUCCAGGCCAAGACCUGUUUCUACAGGUGACCUUGAAAAACUUACCAUUGGAGAUGGGGGAUUUCCAAAAGCAACUGACCCCAAAUUUGCUCAUCUGCUUUGUCCAGGAGAAGAUAAUCAGAUCUAUUCUGUGGACCCUAAAUACCAGAGUGACCUGAUCUCUAAGAGUGGGAAUGAUGUGUAUAUUUACCCCAGCCCCCUUCAUGCUGUGGCUUUACAGAGUCCCCUUUUUUCCCUGAUGGGGCCACCAUCUGAAACUGAAGGCUAUCUGUUGGCUAACAAAGUUGCACCUAAUGCUGUUGGGCCCAGUUUGAUUAGGACUCGACCAGCCAGAGAGUCCAGGCCAGGGGGUUACAUCAACAAACUGCUUCAGCUGACACGCUGCAGAGGAAACAAUCAGGCGGACGCCAGUGAGAGGUGUCCAACAAAGAGCCAGCCAUUCACAAUGCUCCAGAGACUCAUUAUAAUCCCCAGUGCCGGUGGAGUGAAAAUUAACAGCAGUGGCAGCCAGCUGGAAAAACAAGAGAGCUCACCACAUAGAAACAAAGCAGAGAGGAAACUGCAGAGGGAGAUGCCUGAGGGGGAAUGUGCCAAACAGCAGGAGACUCUGGACUGUGUGAAUGUAGAGCAGACAGCCACCAUGGGUCAUGCCGAGUCUUCCUUGGCUGUGAAUACUUCUCAAUCUGCCAAGUCAUCUGUGAGGGACUCUCCCGUGACAGAAAUUGUGGAAAGCAGCCUGGAACGUAGCUCUUCCAGCUCCCAGCUCGGAACAGAGGAUUCUGGCUUGAGCCCCACCAACUCUCAUGUGACUCCAGCCAACAAAUCUCACAAGAAGUGUGUCAGUGCCAUAAAAGCAGGAGGUCACGAUCUCAUGCCUCAGGGAGGAUUUGUUCAUGCCAAGUUUGUCCCCGCAGAGUCCCAUCAAGUAAGGGUGAGAUUUGCUAACUCUAAAAUGAAGCCCGUGAAGGUAAAGAGGAGGAACAGUGAAAAGGCACCGAGGCCAGGAAAACAGACAUUUUAUUCAGAGAAACCAAGGGGGCUUCCCCACCCUGCUGCCAAACUGCCUGUGGAGUGGAGUCUGUCUCAGAGACAGGUGAGAGAAAGGAACCUCAUUCGGAGGCCUACCUUUUCUGGCGAAACUGCAGGUCGGUCUUGCUCAGAGUCCAGCCUAUACCCUGUGCCAUUCAGGCUUCCCCAAGGACCCUCUGGGCCUGGACUGUACCAGACCUCUGCCAAUACCAUGUAUUCUCUUGAAGCAGCUUAUAUAGAUGCAGCUACCAAGAAAAAGCACCGCAAAUGGCAGUCCACAGUGGAAAUCUCAGCUAAAGCCCAGGUUGCUAGUCUGUCUAGCAGCUUUGCCUUAGGUACACCAAGACCACAAGGAAGGAGAGCAGGAAUCAUGCGUGCUGUAACCAUGAGGGCACGUUCAAAGAGCCGCCACCCCUUUCGUCCUGGAACAUAUGCCAAAAGUGAGUCUGACCAUUCAGAGUACUCUGCUGAAUGUGCAUCCCUUUUCCACUCCACCAUUGCCGAGACCAGUGAGGGAGAGGUCAGUGACUAUACAGCCAACCGCUUUGGGGAUAGUGAGUCCAGUGAAAGUGACUCUGAAGGCAGCAGUCUGACUCUUGACUACGAGGAAGAGGAGAUAGAGGAGCAUGAACUGAUUUGGCCUGAUACUUCUGUCAGGCAUCCCACAUCUCCUCAGACUUCCUCCCAGCCGCUUCCAUCUGUGCCCAAACUUUGCCGCAUCAAAGCUUCAAAGGCCCUCAAGAAGAAGAUUAGGAGGUUUCAGCCGGCUUCUCUGAAAGUGAUGACUAUGGUUUAAAACUGAGAAUCAUCCUUAUUUUGUCAGCUGGCUGUGUCUCAGUUUGCAAAACAAAAGCAGAUGGAUACUUAAAAGGAUUUUGUUAAAUGAAAUGUAAUUAAACCUCCCCCGCCCCCAAGAUCUUAAGGCAGGGGUUUUGUUGUUGUUCAUUUGCAAACGCCUGUGUUAAUUACACUGUUACUAAUUUCCUUUUUCUAUUCUGUAAAUGUGUGUUUAUGUGGCUUUAUAUCUCCCAUCCUUCCCAUCCCAUACAUCUAGAUAUUAAGGGUUCAAAAGAUAUGUGUGCUACCGGUCUAAUGGAUAUUUUUGAGAAAUCAAUGUGCAUGGAAGAUUUCCAAGCUUGUGGGUGGGGGGAAGGUCAGUGAAAGUUUCUUGUUAAGGCUAAAUCUCCUCAUAUUCAGAGACACUACUUAUGUUCUCAGAUCUCCCUUCAAAAUUCAAAUUCUGUGUCCUUGUCACCCAUUAGUCAGCAUUACUCACUCAACAUAGACUUGGAAGUUUUUAUCAGCUUUCUUUGAGAAGUGUCAUUUAUUUGCAAAGGAGGUCUACAGGCAUCGAAAUGCAAACUCAUGGGAUUAAGUAUUUUUAAGCCUGACUGAUACCACUGUAAUCUUUUUAUAUUGAGAUGUUUGUGAUGUUGUUGUUGUUGUUUUUUGAGUAGGUGAACUGCAUUCCAGACAAUGCAUUGGCUGAGAACAGAGUAUCUCUGCUCAGAUUUUAUUGCAGGCUCAAUAAAUGUUAUGAUUAUGAACCCA
Molecule: messenger RNA, 3362 nt
Organism: Anolis sagrei ordinatus
Lineage: Eukaryota; Metazoa; Chordata; Lepidosauria; Squamata; Anolidae
Gene: DACT2
Product: dishevelled binding antagonist of beta catenin 2
Biological process (GO): negative regulation of nodal signaling pathway
Cellular component (GO): cytoplasm
Source: RefSeq, a predicted model, not a curated record